AUGCCUCUCAGCCAUGUGUUAUAUUUAGUCACCAUCGCCGCCCUCUGCCUCUUUGUGGCCUUCGCCGCGGGUCAGCAAUACUUUCUGGGCCAGUUCCCCAGCCGGGCUCGCUUUGGCUUCGAUCCCGUGGCGCUAGCGGGACCCUCGUCGGCCACACAGGUUCGGGAUCCCCGACAGAACAGAGGACCCGUGGUCUUCCCCCCAUCCCCGCCAGAUGCAGUGGACGAGUCCAGCGGCGUGGUCGUCGGAGCCUCCGGAUACGGUUUUGUGCCGCCCCAGCAAACGGCGGCUGUGGCAGUGGCGGCGACGGGGGAUCCGUCAACGUACUUUAGCACCACAUUCCAGACCCCCGACACCGCCUAUGCGACAUACAACUUCUUCGGAAGUCCCAGUCCCUACACCACGCGGUUUAGAUACUUCUGAGUCCGAGGAUGGAGCACAGGCCAAAGUCGAACCCCCGAGUCAUGUUGUUGAGUGGUCAGUGGUCAGUGGAGCUGGCGGAUGACUGACUGCAGCCGGAGAACUAGGAGC
Messenger RNA from Drosophila takahashii, 531 nucleotides. NCBI's taxonomy places the organism in Eukaryota, Metazoa, Arthropoda, Insecta, Diptera, Drosophilidae. The record is from RefSeq and is a predicted model, not a curated record.